Salarias fasciatus (jewelled blenny) is the source of this 1189-nucleotide messenger RNA. RefSeq names its product B-cell CLL/lymphoma 7 protein family member B-B-like. The coding region runs from base 40 to 651 and encodes 203 amino acids. The transcript has 6 exons. The record is from RefSeq and is a predicted model, not a curated record. Lineage: Eukaryota; Metazoa; Chordata; Actinopteri; Blenniiformes; Blenniidae.
ACUGGGGCUUGGUCUUGAAGUUUUCAGAUGCAUCUGUAGAUGAAUCAUAACAGCAUCAAGAUGUCGGGACGAUCAGGCCGCGCAGAGACCCGCAGUCGGGCCAAAGACGACAUUAAAAAGGUCCUGGCGGCCAUCGAGAAAGUGCGCAAAUGGGAGAAGAAAUGGGUGACAGUUGGUGACACAUCCCUACGUAUAUUUAAAUGGGUGCCAGUAACAGAAACUAAGCAGAUAUACCGCACCAAAUCCACCGGAGGAGACGUGAGAGGGCUGAAAGAUGUGGUCCUGGAAAACACCAACUCUUUACUGGAUUUCACUGAUGAAAACAGCAACCAGAGCUUUCUGUCCGAUGUUUACCAGCCUAAAAUGGAUAACAGCAGCAGCACUUCCAGCUCGCAGCAGGUCAGCCCUCCUCACACCUCCAGCCUCCGGGCUGAAGACUCACAGCCACCAAUGCUUGGCCAGGAGAUUGUGGACGAGCCAGGUCAUUCAGGGCAGGAUGGUGCAGAUGAGCCACCGACUCUCAUCAAAGAAGACUUGCUCUCAUCAGGAGCUGUCAGAAGGAGCACUGCUGACACACAGGAGGAACUGGAUGAAUCAGGAGCGCCUCCUUUAAAGAAGAUUUGCACAGGGGAAAAUGCUGUGCUCAGAUAGCUUAUUUAUAACCUUUUUUUUUGAAACUGCACAUGAUACCUGUUCUCGGUUGUUCUAACAUUAGCAAAGGGUUCAGAUUUAGUCCGGUUUUCUUGAAAUAUUCACGCAAAUAUUUCCAUUACAUGUCAGCUGAUGUGCUUACCGCAAAAAAGGUCUUGUUUUUGCAAAGUGACUUUAAAAUGUAUGGAGAACAUUUUCAGAGCUUUGCAGGUAACAGAUGAUGUGUGUCUCCAUUCACAUGCUCUUAAUGACAUUUUUUAUGGGUAAUUCUUUUUGCAGUGGACGUAUUGCAUGUUUAUAUAUUCUUUUGCUUUUUUGGGGGGGUGAUUUGAUUGGACAUUCUGAAAACGUGUUAAGUGUUUCUGCAGAUUGAUGUUUAGAUGUACCAUUAAAUAUUUCACCCUUUUUGGAACAGAUCUUUUGGCUUUCACAGACAAGGCGGCAAUGCUUUUUAAAAAAUAUAUUUAUAAUAUGAUUUGCCCAUGUUUAUAACUGAAAAUGUUUUGUAUGCCAUAAUAAAUGCUACUUUCCAUUUCAA